AUGCAGGCCGCUCGAGUUCUAUUAAAGUCGAGGUUCGCCGUAAGCGCCAGGCUGCCAGCGGGGCUUACCGCUCCUGCAAGAAGAUGGUUGGCUACUCCAGCUGAAAAAUCUGAACAAUGGCAAUCAAGUCUCGAAAAAGUAGGCCUAGACACAACCCACAUACCAUUCUUCCGCAACCCUUCAAACGCCCAAUGCUACGAAGACGCAAUCAAAUACGAACCAGGCACAUUCAUCACUUCUGCUGGUGCCCUGUCUGCUCUCUCGGGUGCAAAGACCGGUCGAUCUCCCAACGACAAGCGUAUUGUCGACGAGAAGGAGCAUACUGAUAAUGUUUGGUGGGGGCCCGUUAACAUGAAGCUCGCUCCGGAUAGUUUUGCUAUCAACAGACAGCGUGCUUUGGACUACCUCAACACCCGUGAACGAUUGUACGUCGUCGAUGCCUUUGCCGGCUGGGAUCCAAAAUACCGUCUCAAGAUCCGUAUCGUUUGUGCCCGUGCCUACCACGCUACCACGAGACUAUCGAAACUUGAUGUCACUUGGUACUCAAUAUACAUAACUGACUUGUUUGCUCCUCAACCAGCUCACUUCAUGUGGAACAUGUUGAUCCGUCCAACUGCCGAAGAAGCCGCCAACUUUGGUGAACCAGACUUCACCAUCUUCAACUCGGGUCAGUUCUCUGCCAACAAGCUCACUCCCGGUAUGACUUCAUCCACCUCUGUGUCCUUGUCAUUCGACCGUCGAGAGAUGGUUAUUCUCGGUUCGCAAUACGCUGGUGAAAUGAAGAAGGGUGUCUUCACUGUGAUGCACUACUUGAUGCCUCGACAAGGUGUCCUCUCCCUCCACACCUCAGCCAACGAGGGAAUGAACCCUGAAAAAGAUGUAUCUCUGUUCUUUGGUUUGUCUGGUACCGGAAAGACUACCUUGUCUGCUGAUCCCCACCGUGCCUUGAUUGGUGAUGACGAACACUGCUGGUCAGACCAAGGUAUCUUCAACAUUGAAGGUGGUUGUUACGCCAAGGCUAUCGAUCUCAGCGCUGAAAAGGAACCUGAAAUCUUCUCUGCCAUCCGAUUCGGUUCCAUCCUCGAAAACAUCAUCCUCGACCCCAAGACCCGCGUUGUUGACUACACUUCAAAGAAGAUUACUGAAAACACUCGUGCUUGCUACCCAAUUGACUUUAUUCCAAACGCCAAGAUCCCUUGUGUCGGUGGUCACCCCAAAAAUAUUAUCUUGCUGACAUGUGAUGCUUUCGGUGUCUUGCCACCAGUGUCCAAAUUGACUUCCGACCAAGCUCAAUACCACUUCAUCAGUGGUUACACUGCCAAGAUCGCUGGUACUGAAGUAGGCGUCACUGAACCACAAGCUACCUUCUCUGCAUGUUACGGUGCUCCCUUCUUGGUCUUCCACCCAAUCAAAUACGCAAACAUGCUCGCUGAAAAGUUGGCUCAACACAAGACUAAUGUCUGGUUGAUCAACACUGGCUGGACUGGUGGCAAGUAUGGUGUCGGAAACCGUAUCUCACUAAAACACUCUCGUGCUAUUAUUGAUGCUAUCCACGAUGGCUCAAUGGACAAGAUCAUCAAAACCAACGGCACUACACUUCCAGUCUUCAAUCUCGCCAUCCCCAAGGGCGGUGUCAAGAACGUCCCUGACUCCAUCCUCAACCCUGCCUCAGCUUGGUCAUCGAAAGCAGCAUUUGACUCUGAAGUCAAGAAACUCGCUCAUUUGUUUACUUCCAACUUUGAGAAAUUCAAGGAUGGUAAAGGAGCUGCUGCAUUGGUCAAAGCUGGACCAGUUCUUUAA
Molecule: messenger RNA, 1800 nt
Organism: Synchytrium microbalum
Lineage: Eukaryota; Fungi; Chytridiomycota; Chytridiomycetes; Synchytriales; Synchytriaceae
Gene: PCK1
Product: phosphoenolpyruvate carboxykinase (ATP)
Exons: 13
Coding region: 1-1800 (599 amino acids)
Biological process (GO): gluconeogenesis
Cellular component (GO): cytosol
Molecular function (GO): ATP binding; phosphoenolpyruvate carboxykinase (ATP) activity
Source: RefSeq, a predicted model, not a curated record